UUUAAUCAAUAAAUUUGUUAAACGGAAUUUUAUAUUUUGGAGGAAAAUCGUUAGAGUCGUUUAGUUGGCAAAAUGAGUACCGAGGAUAAAGAUGUCAAAGGCAAAAAGGGAGGCAAGGGUAAAGGUAAAAAGGGCAAAAAGGCGGAUCCUAAUAAAUUAAAUCAAGUGGAUAAGACUUUCUAUGAAUUGACUAUAACGGAUUUGAACCAAAAAUUGGCACGUUUGAGAAGCCAUUUGGCGACUUUGGAUGAUACUAAUAAUAAUUUAAAAGAAAAGCUUAGAAGUCUGGAGGAGGAUCGCACAGAUGUGGCGGCCCAUUUGGAAAAGACUUUGGCCGAACGUAAUGAUAGUAUUAAAGAGCUGGAGGAGCGUUUGGUGGAAAUCACCAAAGUGCGCAACAAUGAGAAGCUGCAGGCUGAAGAGCAUAUUAAGGAUUUGGAGAAUAAAUACAAAUCCAUGCAUGAUCAAUUGACCUCGGAAAUUAAGCUGCUAAAUGGUAAGCUUAACUCCUUAGAUGAGUUUCGUAUACAACGUGAUGUUCUGCUGGCCAAGUUUGAUGAUCAAGAAGCUGAGCUUAAGGAAAAGGAUCGGGCUCAUCAAGAGGCUGUUUACAAUAUGGAGCAGAAAGCAGUAGUGGAAAAAGAUGCCUUGAAAAAGGAAGUGGAGGCCAAACUUUUACAGGUUUCCGAAGAUUUCACACGCUCCAGUGAGAUACGCAAUGCCGGCUAUACCAGACGCUUGAUUAGAGAGAAUAUAGCUCUACAAAAGGAAAUCGAUAUACUAGUAUUGUCGCAACUCAAAAUGCAGCAAGAUUUCAAUGAACAUGUGCAAAAGAAUAAAGAAAUGGCGGAACAAUAUGCCGCUCUAGACCAACUGAAAAAUCAAUUAAUCAAAAGUUCUCAAAAUAAGAUACGCAUCAUAGAGAAACUCACCGAUAACUAUGAACGUUUGAAAACCAAAUACACCGAAGUAGUAAAAUAUCGUGCUCUCUAUGAAAACAUUACAAAAAAGGAUGUAUGUGAUCAAUUCUCCUUUAACGAAACCACCAAGAAAUUAAGAGUUUUGGGUCAGCAUGUAGAAGGUUUGAAAUUGGAAAAGAAUCGUUUAAUGGCUUUGCAUGAGCAACAAGAAGCCGAAAUCAUACGUUUGCAAACAGUUAUACAACAAAUCAAGUUAACUGUGCAAAUAGCCAUUAAAGCCAUAGAAGAAGAUAAGCUGCCACCCGCUCAGGAAAGCGGCGAAGCUGAUGAGUCUGCUCUGAGACAAGUUAAGCGUCAGAAUUUACUUUCCGAAUUAAUGGAACUUGUAAGCAGUCAUUCGGAGCGUUUGCCUGAAACACCCUCCAUUCAAACUAUUUCACGUUCUCGCUCCUCGCUAUAUCGUCCCGGUAAAAUGGGUUUCAUGCCUCGCACUGCCUCCUCUCUUAUGGAAAUCUUCAAAAGAGAAGCUCAAAAACUUACCUCCACAGAAGUGGUAGCACCUGAGUUUCAAGUCGAAUACAAGGACUCGCAAAUCAUACCCAAAGAACGCAUCAGUGAAGCGGGCUCUAUAGUUGAUGUUGAAAUGGGUUCUACUUUAAUAGUUUCCUCUUCCCAUGAAGACUUGGAGGUAGUACAAAUGGAUGAGCAGGAAGGUGAAGAUUUGGGAGAGGAAGGUUCCAGUAGUGAUUUUGCCUCUGCUCCGGCUGAUACGACUACUGACCACUUGGCUUCGACUGCAGAUGAAUCGCGUAAAAGUGUCUCUACAAAACGUGAGGGAGAGGAAGCGUCGGAUGUGUCGGCGGAGCUGGGUAAAAGGGGUCAAGAGGCAGACACCAUAUCAAGAGGUUCUCGAGUAUCUCGCAUGUCGCGGAUUCAAAGCUUGCCACCUAUUGAUACCGAAGAGUAUUCCAUAAAUGUUUUGUACUAGAGAUUUU
This is a messenger RNA of Lucilia sericata (common green bottle fly), 1915 nucleotides long. RefSeq names its product cilia- and flagella-associated protein 157. Gene Ontology annotation, molecular function: microtubule binding. Gene Ontology annotation, cellular component: cilium; ciliary basal body. Bases 73 to 1908 code for a protein of 611 amino acids. NCBI's taxonomy places the organism in Eukaryota, Metazoa, Arthropoda, Insecta, Diptera, Calliphoridae. The transcript has a single exon. The record is from RefSeq and is a predicted model, not a curated record.